Nicotiana attenuata is the source of this 1906-nucleotide messenger RNA. RefSeq lists its product as uncharacterized. Bases 17 to 1408 code for a protein of 463 amino acids. Gene Ontology annotation, molecular function: RNA binding. Lineage: Eukaryota; Viridiplantae; Streptophyta; Magnoliopsida; Solanales; Solanaceae. The transcript has 4 exons. The record is from RefSeq and is a predicted model, not a curated record.
CCAGAAAGAUUGAAAAAUGCUCGGAAGAAGUUUUGUUCCGGCGACGACGCUCUGCAAAUCACGGCAGCUUCAACAUCUCUUCUUCUACCCCUUCAUUUUCCAACCCGUUUUAGCCCAUUCCUCUCCUCACCAAACCAGUCUUUAUAAUGCAAUAUGCAAGGUUUUUGAGAGAGGAGGUACAGGGCCAAAUUUUAGAGUACAAAAGUGUGAUAUUGGAUUGGCAAAUUCGGCUCGGUAUUUCUGCACGAGUGGCAAAUCCGGGGAAAUGUCGAAUGGCAGUGGAAAUGAUGCUGUUGCAGUUGCAGAGACUUCUGGUGAGUUUAAAGAAGAUAAAAUCAAGAGGAAGAAACUCAAGGGUAAAAGAGAGGUUGUGAAGUGGUUGAAGUUCUUCAGGUGGAAGAAGAAGAAAGAGCUCCAAAGAAUGACUGCAGAAGAGAAAAUCCUCUUCAAAUUGAGCAAGGCAAGGAAAAAAGAGGAAAGGCUUCUUGAAGCUCUGAAGAAAGUUGAGCCCAAGGAGAUAUCAGAAGCUACUCACGACCCAGAAAUAUUGACACCAGAAGAACACUUCUACUUUUUGAAAAUGGGGGAGAAGUGCAAGAAUUAUGUACCAGUUGGAAGACGUGGGAUAUACCAGGGUGUGAUACUUAAUAUGCAUCUGCAUUGGAAGAAGCACCAAACUCUGAAAGUGGUGGUGAAAACAUUCUCUCCGGAGGAGGUUAAGGAAAUUGCUGCAGACCUUGCAAGAUUAAGUGGUGGAAUCGUUCUUGAUAUCCAGGAUGAUAACACCAUUAUAAUGUACAGGGGGAAAAACUACUCCCAACCACCAACCGAGAUAAUGUCUCCAAGAAGUACUCUUUCUAGGAAAAAGGCCUUAGAUAAAUCUAAAUACAGAGAUUCCUUGAGAGCUGUUAAAAGAUACAUUCCACGCCUUGAGCAAGAUCUCGAGCUGCUGCAAUUGCAAGCUGAAAACAAAACUGGUGCUCCUGAUAAUAAUCAAGAGACUGGCUUCGAGAAUUUUAGCCGUGCACACUAUCCCGACCAGCAAGUUGGGGCAUCUGAUAAGCUCAAAGGGCUAAUGGUUGAAAAUGAAGAGCAGGGUGAAGAAGAUGAUUCCAUGGUAGAUACAGAUAUAGGCUCGGUUUCUGAAGAUCUUUCAGAUAUCUUUGAGACGGACUCUGAGGAAGAGGAUAAGGAGAAGAUCGAAGAACCUCUUUACUUGGAUGUGUUCGAAAAGUUUCCAGUGCAGGGCAAUGGAGAUGCACAUGAUUUUGAGGAGAAUUUACUUCAGAUAUCUUCUAACUCGGGGAGAGAGAAAUCAUCAGGUAAAGAUGUCGAUACACCAGCUCUUGAUGAGGUUGAUAGAAUGAUUCUGCAAGCUGUAUCACUUUUGAAGAAAAAGAGGAGAUGAGUAGUGAUUUAUUCAUCACCAAAACUUGGAAGCUCUAUCGGGGGUUUCCCUCUGCCUAGUGGGAUUUGUUAAGCUAGAUGGAUGGUGAGCAGGUAAUGGUCAACAGUCUGCAUGCAGAUAAGUAGCAGCAACUAUAUCCAGGUUCGUCAUCUGGUUCAGUUUCGUCCCUGUCAAUAGAACUCUUAGGACCUUGAGUACAGACAAUGAGCAGUCACAGCUGUUUACUGCUUCUCAACAAGAGCCCAGACUUUGUCAUAAAGACCAGUGGUGAUGAUGACGAGUGACGGCGAACUUAAAUAGCAUAGCAUCUACUGGGAUCACUCACUCAUUAGCUGCAAUUUCGUUCUGGGGUUCCUGCACAAUGGGAUUAUUGUUUUCCAAGGGUUGAUUCUUCCCUAAUCCAGAGUGGAAGUUCACAUGUUUGAGCAGAUAAGAAAUACUACUAUAGUACUCUUUUAGGUGUAAAAUUCAAAUCUAAGCUCCUCUCUUUGUUUCCCC